Cladophialophora psammophila CBS 110553 is the source of this 336-nucleotide messenger RNA. RefSeq lists its product as uncharacterized. The transcript is spliced from 2 exons. NCBI's taxonomy places the organism in Eukaryota, Fungi, Ascomycota, Eurotiomycetes, Chaetothyriales, Herpotrichiellaceae. Gene Ontology annotation, cellular component: RNA polymerase II, core complex. The coding region runs from base 1 to 336 and encodes 111 amino acids. The record is from RefSeq and is a predicted model, not a curated record. Gene Ontology annotation, molecular function: DNA-directed RNA polymerase activity. Gene Ontology annotation, biological process: transcription initiation at RNA polymerase II promoter; transcription-coupled nucleotide-excision repair; maintenance of transcriptional fidelity during transcription elongation by RNA polymerase II.
AUGUCUGCUGCGGCCUCCCCAUCCCCGAGUGAGGGCGAGAGCAAGCGUAGCGAAGUCUCCUACCGAUUCUGUCAAGAAUGCUCGAACCUCCUCUACCCGAAAGAAGACCGCGCGACCUCCACCCUCCUCUACAUUUGCAAGGCUUGCCAUGCGACUUCACAACACGACUCAGCAUGCACCUACCGUCAACAACUCGGCGCCAAUGUUCAAGAGACAGCUGGAACAACCGCUGAUGUUGCACACGAUCCAACGGUGGGUUCUGCUUUCCCUGAGCUGCCCCCUCUCUGUACCCUUUGCGGGGAGCCGUUGAGAUGCAACAAGUGCGGUGACAUCUAG